This is a messenger RNA of Hyla sarda, 3423 nucleotides long. RefSeq names its product septin 9 (gene SEPTIN9). Bases 244 to 1950 code for a protein of 568 amino acids. Gene Ontology annotation, molecular function: molecular adaptor activity; GTPase activity; GTP binding. Gene Ontology annotation, biological process: cytoskeleton-dependent cytokinesis. Gene Ontology annotation, cellular component: microtubule cytoskeleton; septin complex; cell division site. The record is from RefSeq and is a predicted model, not a curated record. The transcript is spliced from 11 exons. NCBI's taxonomy places the organism in Eukaryota, Metazoa, Chordata, Amphibia, Anura, Hylidae.
CCUCAGCUUCAAGUUAGGGAGAGAGUGAGAGACAAAACCCCACACGCAUUAAAGGGAAAAAGUUUAGAAUCACAGUCAUAACAGGAGGAUCCUUCCCCCUCUCCCUCUCCUCCUUCCCCCUUUCUUGGCGGCAGCUUCUGAUGUGAGCCAAUUUUUUCCAAAUUUGGGAUUUGUUGUUUUGAGGGGGAAAACAAAUCACUGCUGGGAUCCAGGCAGAUUCUGGAAUUGUGGACGAUCCCAAAAAUGUCGGAUCCUACAGUAAAUGCGCACCUGGAAGGUAUUAUAUCCGAUUUUGAAGCACUGAAGAGGUCUUUUGAGGUGGAGGAGGUCGACCAAUCUCCAAACCCCUCUGUCCAACCACGCAGAACCCCAAACCCACUGCUAAGAGGUGCAGCUGCACAAAAAUUCCAGGACCCAAGUACUAGAAAUGAGCCACAUUUGAGGCAUGCAGAUAUUGGUGGUCAGAGGUCCCCUAAAUCAUCUCUAAGACGUAUUGAAUUGUCUGGAUCCCGGCACCCAGAACCUAUGUCAAGACGAACAGAGAUUUCCAUUGACAUCUCAUCCAAACAAGUGGAAAAUUCUGCCCCAGCGAUGUCAAGGUUUGGUUUGAAGAGGGCUGAACUGUCUGGACAUAAACCCCCAGAACCACCAAGAAGAGCAGAGAUCUCUCUGGGAAAGCCACAUGAUCUACGAGGAGAGUCCCCAAGUUCUAAAAUACCUGAAUUAAACCAAAGAAAAAUAGAAGAAUCCAAUUCCAAACGAAUUGAGAUCCAGGUCCCUAAAUCUCCAGAAGUCCCUCCAGUCAAACAGGUUGAAAACUCCAUUCCAACACCGGCUGUGUUUCACCAUCAACAAGAACCCAAACCACAACCUGUCCAGAUAGAGAUUCAACAGAGAACCCCUGAGGUUAUUGAGGACACCCAGCCAUACAACGUCACUAUGACAGACAUGAUCAGGGAUGCAGGGGUGAAACAGCCCCUUCCUACCAGGGGAGUGGGCGAUAAGCCAGCUACGGAUUUCGGAUACGUGGGGAUAGAUGCCAUUCUGGAACAGAUGAGGAAAAAGGCAAUGAAGCAAGGAUUUGAGCUGAACAUCAUGGUAGUUGGUCAGAGUGGUCUUGGAAAAUCUACUUUAAUAAACACUCUCUUCAAAUCCAAAGUCAGCAGGAAAUCUGUGCAACCCACGCCCGAGGAACGAAUUCCCAAAACUAUAGAAAUAAAGAGUAUUACCCAUGACAUUGAAGAGAAAGGAGUGCGUAUGAAGCUUACCGUUAUUGACACUCCCGGAUUUGGAGACCACAUAAAUAAUGAGAACUGCUGGCUGCCUAUCAUGAAGUUCAUUAAUGACCAAUACGAGAAGUAUCUACAGGAGGAGCUGAAUAUUAACCGCAAAAAGCGGAUUCCUGAUUCCCGGGUCCAUUGCUGUAUAUACUUCAUCCCAGCUACAGGACACUCACUACGACCUUUGGACAUCGAGUUCAUGAGACGUCUGAGCAAGGUGGUGAACAUUGUGCCAGUUAUUGCCAAAGCGGACACCCUAACCCUAGAAGAGAGAGACUAUUUUAAGCAGAGAAUCCGUGCUGAUCUCCAGAACAAUGGAAUAGAUAUCUACCCACAGAAGGAGUUUGAUGAGGAUGCAGAAGACAGACUGGUAAACGAGAAGAUCAGAGAAAUGAUUCCCUUCGCUGUGGUAGGCAGUGAUCAAGAAUACCAGAUCAAUGGCAGGAGGAUACUGGGUCGGAAAACAAAGUGGGGGACCAUUGAAGUUGAAAACAUAGCUCAUUGUGAAUUUGCCUGCUUGAGAGAUCUUCUGAUCAGGACGCACAUGCAGAAUAUUAAAGACAUAACAAGCAGUAUUCACUUUGAGGCAUACCGUGUCAAGCGGCUUCAAGAAGGAAACAUACUGUCCAACGGCACUGCGGAAAAAGACUACUCCUCCAACGAGAUGUAAUUCUGAGGCCUAGCACUCCCUUUAUUGAUCCAUCCUGUCUUUCAGUUUCCUUUCAUGUGUCUUCUGCUCCUGUGACAUUACGGGAGAAUUCUUGGAAAGAAUGACCAGGAAAGCUAGUCCAUAAAUUUUCAGAGGCCCCCUUUCCCCCCAUUCUGCCUGGUCUUUGAUCUGCAAGGAUGUGCCAUACAAGUGAAAGGGUAUUAAUGCAGUUGAAGAUGGUGGUGGGGAGACUAGGAAAUUGUGAAGUCACAGUUUUUUACAGUGUGAGUUUUUAAGCCAUUUAAUGGCCUGUGGUGCUUUAUUAUAGCCACAGUUCAGUAGAUAUACAAAAAGUUAACCCUAUAGAUGUAUUGGUGGCUGUGGUGCCUUCUCUUUCAGUGAGGCUGAGGAACCUACGAGAAGAAGCCAAGCAUUUCCCAGUUACCUUUCAUUUACAUUGCCAAAUUCGGACGUGCUGAAGGUGAACCAUGAAUGUGAAAGUGUUGCAUCCCACUGCUGAAUUAUAGGUUAGAUACAGUAUUUAUUACACCUGUAAGUAUGAAUAGGGAGGCAGAGAAUGAAGUUGGAAAUAAGAAUGUUAGUUAAAUGGUAUGUAAAGCCUUAGUUUAUUGUUUUUUAACAUAUUGCUAAAUUCCUUGGCAGUUCCUCCCUUACCAGGUUGUUAACGGACUAGUAACACUUUUUUUGGUGGGGCAUUUUCCCCCUCACAUUUUCUCCUCACAUUCCGCUCCCUUACCUGUUUUAGUUUUAACUUAUGUCCCUCAGCUUUCACUUACUGGCCCACUUUUAUGUAUAACAUUUCAUUACAUUAUAAUGCCCUUCCCGGUCUAUUGACACAUCUUUAUUACUGGAAGUAAUGGAUGAUUAAUACACAUAGUGCAAAACUGUUGCGCUCCCUUCCAAAUGAAAGGUUAUAAAUUGUGUCAUUAACUUGUGUAUUUAACUUUUUUCCCUGUCAUUUGUGAAUUGUCAUUUACUGUAAUGAUCUCCAGCUUAUUCCUUUCUUUAAAAGCCUUCUAUUUGCUAAGCUGCAUUCGAUUAAACAAAAAAAGUUGAAAAAGUUUAAAAAAAUACUUUUUGAGUUGCUAUAUUUUAGCAAAUAAAAAACUAUAUCAACUGAAAGAUAUAUAUUUCACAUACUAAGGAUUAAGGUAUGAAGAGGCAGGAUACUUAAUGCACAUUUGAAAAGAUGCCACCCUGUCUGUGAUGUUAUUGUACUGUCCUUUUAAGAGGAAACUAAAUGUGUUUUUUUUUUUUAUUGUUUUUGUUUUGUUUUUUGUUGCUUAUUUGUGAAUUUUUUUUUUUAGGGCUAAAAAGAUCCAAGAUUUCCUAAAGUGGCCUUUUAUUUGAUUUAUAUGCAUUAUGAUAAACUAGUCUUUUUUUUUUUUUUUUUUUUUUGUAUAAAUAAUAAAGAUGUGUUUUAAAAUGUAUUUCCUAAAAUAAAUGUUACAAAUGCAGGUGUUUUGCUGUCUC